Penicillium taxi is the source of this 2313-nucleotide messenger RNA. Its product is annotated as C2H2-type zinc finger protein. The transcript has 2 exons. Gene Ontology annotation, molecular function: DNA-binding transcription factor activity, RNA polymerase II-specific; RNA polymerase II cis-regulatory region sequence-specific DNA binding; zinc ion binding. The coding region runs from base 1 to 2313 and encodes 770 amino acids. Lineage: Eukaryota; Fungi; Ascomycota; Eurotiomycetes; Eurotiales; Aspergillaceae. Gene Ontology annotation, biological process: regulation of transcription by RNA polymerase II; DNA-templated transcription. Gene Ontology annotation, cellular component: chromatin. The record is from RefSeq and is a predicted model, not a curated record.
AUGGCCCCCGCAGCUUCAGGGACGGCGAACUCGCCAGCCAAGAAGGCUUCUGCUCCAGAAAAGAAGUACAAAUGCCAAUUUUGCAAUCGCGCUUUCAGCAGAAGCGAACAUCGUAGCAGGCAUGAACGCUCACACACAAAAGAGCGACCUUUCAAAUGUUUAAAAUGUCGUAGUACGUUUGUUCGUCGCGACCUUUUAUUGCGCCACGACCGAACUGUUCACGCCAAAGACGGCGGUAUCCCUUUGGUUGCCGAGGGACGCAGACGUGGUGGAGGGGUCCAAAAAUCAACUCCUGCCGCCCCACCUAAGCCCUCAAUUACUAUUGAUCCGGCUACCUUGGAACAUAUCGAAGCAAGUAGUGACGGUAUGGUUGAUCUCGAAACCGCAGCCAUGUUGAUGACAGAUUUCCAACACAAGGCAGCAGCUGCAGCUACUGGUCAGGCUUCCGAGCGCUCCGAAUCCCUUUCCCCGGGCAACGGCUCUUUCGAGCCGUAUCUGUCAGGCAACGCCACCUUGCCCCAGAUGCCCUGGGAUACCCUCGUUUCGUCGGCAGAUCACCCAAUGCACGCACUCGGUCGUCACGGUCUCACCGGCGACAUGCUCUCGCUGCCCAUAUCUGGCAACUCCACCCCGAACGCGCUCUCCCCGUACCCCUCUAUGACCGGCCCCGUCAGCCCUGUAAACUACCGUCGCUCUCCCGGACCUAGCCAAGCAUUGACCUUGGCCAAGGCUCCCCAGAUCCACGACGAGUUAGAACGUAACAUGGUGGUUGAGCGUGUCCAAGGUGCCGACACUCUUGGCGCACUCCCCGAUACCUUCCAGCUACCUGGAACCCAGAUCUUGAACCGGUACUUGUCGACCUACUUCAACCUGUACCAUCCCCACCUACCAUUCCUGCACCAGCAGUCAUUUAGCCCUGCAGUCGUUGCGGCCCCGCUUCUGCUUUCUGUUCUGUCUAUCGGUGCUUUGUACACUUUCGAGCGCGAGCAUGCUUUCAUGCUUCACGUGGGCGCGAAGGUCUUAGUCAACCAGUUCCUUCAACAGAAAGAGAACUUUGACUCUCGCAAGUGCCCACUGUGGCUGAUGCAGAGCACCCUGUUGAACAUGGUCUUCGAGAGCUGGAGUGGUGACCCGAAGGGGCUUGAGUGGACUUGCUCCAUCAAAAGUCUUCUUGCCAAUAUGGUCGCUGGCAAUCGUUACCAACUCAAGUUGCGGACUGCUGCCCGCCAGGGCAUGUACCCAUCUCGGGAGGACUGGAUUGAGGAUGAGUCUUGCAGACGUACUUACUUCGCUGUGUACAUUUUCUUCGGCAUGCUGACUCUUACUUUCAACCACACUCCUGCCAUGAGCUUCGAUGAAUUUGACAACCUCGAGCUCCCCUCAUCCGAGACUCUCUGGAACCUCGAUGCCGCAGACGAAGAGUCUUGGCAUCGACGUGCACCCACCAACACCUUGACUGUGCGCGAAGCCCAUGAUUACCUGUUCCAGGGAGAGCAGACCCGAUACAGUGCGUUUGCUACACGUGUACUGAUAAAUGCUCUCUUCUUGCAAGUCUGGAACCACAAGCGUAGCUUCGAAGCCCUACAAGACGUCGUCACUGAGUACAAGCUCCGCCUGGCUUUGGAAACCUGGGAAAGUUCUCUUGACGUGUGCGAGUCCGAGACCAUUGUUGUCCCUCUCAGCACGCCUCAAAAGGGCCACCCCUUGAUUUUUAACUCCAUGGCCAUGUACCGUAACACUCGUGCCCGCCUGGAAGUUGAUCUGAAAUCCAUCCAGGAGGCUAUGCGUUACCACUCCUCGUACGAGGUUGCGGCAGCCAUGACCGUCGCACGCGAGAAGGUUAAGCGCUCGCAAGAAAUGAACAAGGUCAUUCAACAGUGCUUUGAAUGCAUUGAGAUUGCCGCUGUUCAGGGCAUCAACUGGGUUGCCAAGACCUCUGCCACCAAUUGGAGCGUCGAGCACCCUCUCUGCGGCCUGGACCUGAUGGUCAUCCUGAGUCUCUGGCUCUAUCGCCUGGAACAUGACGAUGAGCCAGCUACUGAGGCCGAGAUGGCACUCUACAACAAGGUGCGGAAUCUCUUUGAUGAUGAUGCCAUCGACGCCUUUGGCAAACUCAGCUCCACCGUGGCUCGUGUCUGGGGUAACAUACUUGACGGAGUGGUAGUUUGGGGAAUCACCAAGCUUAUGGGUGAGUCAUUCAAGCUGCACUCCCAGGCUCUGAUCGGCUAUGAGGAUUCUUUGCGUGUCGCGAAGGAUCAGCCGAUUCACGCCGUUUCAACCAAGUCGCUUGCUAGCAUUGGCACCGCGUACUAA